CCCAACGUCUACCGCUCCAUGAAGUCCCCCGGCAGAUUCUCCGAGGUACUACUCCAUCCACUGCCACUGCCACUGCCACACAAAAACUUCCUCUAAAGUGAUCAUCGGUUCUGACGCUCAGCUUCGCCAUGGCGACGCUGCUCAACGUGAUCGUGGGCAUAAUCGGCUCCGUGAUGUUUGGAGCGCAGACCAAAGCCCAGGUUCACCUCAGCAUGCCGCCCAAUCUCCUGGCGUCCAAAGUGGCCAUCUGGGCAACGCUCAUCACCCCCGUCACCCAGUUCGCGCUCUUCCUCUCGCCCAUCUCGUGCGAGCUCGAGGGUGUGCUGCUGCCGCGGCUGCCGUGGAGGAGCGACUCCAGGCUCGUGCACGCCGCCUCCAUGGCGCUGCGGACGGCGCUGCUGCUGGGCAUCACCCUGGGCGCGCUCGUCUUCCCAUACUUCGCAAACAUCAUCGAGCUCAUCGGCUCCUCUGUGAGCGUCACGCUGUGCGUCGUCUUCCCCUGCGUCUUCUACGUCAAGAUCUUCUACCGGAGCUUGAUCCAGGCGCAGCAGCGGUGGAGGCUGGUGGGGAUCGUGGGGAUUGUCGUGGUCAGCGCGCUGGCUGGGGUCGCGGGCACCGUGGUUUCCAUCCAGGACUUGGCGCGCAAGAAGAACUAGGAAGUAGAGAAUUUUGGAUUGAGCAAAAAAAGAAAAAAUGCGUUGACGUUGACGAC
Molecule: messenger RNA, 712 nt
Organism: Selaginella moellendorffii
Lineage: Eukaryota; Viridiplantae; Streptophyta; Lycopodiopsida; Selaginellales; Selaginellaceae
Product: amino acid transporter AVT1E
Exons: 2
Coding region: 129-656 (175 amino acids)
Biological process (GO): amino acid transmembrane transport
Cellular component (GO): vacuolar membrane
Molecular function (GO): amino acid transmembrane transporter activity
Source: RefSeq, a predicted model, not a curated record